This is a messenger RNA of Serinus canaria (Common canary), 3302 nucleotides long. RefSeq names its product inhibitor of growth family member 3 (gene ING3). Gene Ontology annotation, cellular component: NuA4 histone acetyltransferase complex. NCBI's taxonomy places the organism in Eukaryota, Metazoa, Chordata, Aves, Passeriformes, Fringillidae. The coding region runs from base 713 to 2473 and encodes 586 amino acids. The transcript has 12 exons. Gene Ontology annotation, biological process: regulation of DNA-templated transcription. The record is from RefSeq and is a predicted model, not a curated record.
UUAAAACCCCUCAACAUGCUUGUGUAUCCAACACAUUAUUGCCAUUGGUCUUCCUAAAGGCUAUAUACAAAAUGUAUGCUUCACUUCCCAAAAUUCAGUCAUCUUUAACUAACUACUCACAAUACAUGAACUCCCGACAUGAGAAAAGUACCACUUUCCAUUGGUCUUGACCCUCAAAAACAUCCCAUGCAAGUUUUACUCAUACUUGGCUUAAGCAUACGUUUCCUUUUUGCCUGGAUACAUCUGGCACAGAUAAAGUACAUGGAAACAAAAAGCGUGGUGGAGAGCAAACCUGAUCUGCUACCACAAUUCUUAUGCUCCUAUACUUUCACCUGGCAUCCUGCAAGCCCCAAACUUUUCCUUCCCCGGGCAAAAAACACGUCUGGAUGAAUACAUCAGUCCAUGCUUAAAGCAGUAAAUAACAGCAAUAGAAAAGUGAUGAAAAAGACUAUUUAGGGGAAUGAAACUGUGUGCAAAACCCUAGUCCCAAACACGUGAAAGUGAAUUAAUGCAAGGAGCAUUGUAACUGUAUGGCAAUCAUGCCGUCAGGCAAUUUUGGCGUUACACUCGGAGCAGCACUUCCAAAGCCCAGGUAAGUUUCUGCUCUCCUAAGGCUGCGACCUGAGCUGGACGGAGCAGCUUUUCUACCUUGUGCCGUGAGAGGUCACGGACUGAAGCCAUUUCAUUAGUUUUGCUGUUUCUUACGCAUUUAAUGAACUACUGCCGGCUGCAACCAUUUAAAACAACAACGGACGAACAAAAGCCUCGAGACUGGUCAAGAAGCUGCAAGUUUUCCCUUUCCGUUCACCAACUUGCGGCGCUGCGGUCGCGCCAGGGACGCUCCGGAGGGCCCAAGGCUGCUCCUGGAGAAGAGUUCCGCGGCCCCAGUGAGACGGGAACGCUCCCAGGACCGCGGGAACGGCCCCGGGCCGCGGGAACGGCCCCGGGCCGCGGACCAGCCGGAGCGACAACGCCGGGCAGGACGAGCAGCCUCCCUCCGGCUCGCCCAGCACGGACUACGCUUCCCAUGAGGCCGCGCGGCAGAGCGCGGGCCGUGGUGCGCGUCAGCGGCGCGAGCAGCCAAUCGCGGCGCGGCCGCGGCGAGCGCCGUCCGCCGCCAAUGUUGUUUUCGCUGAGUCGAGGCGCUGGUGUUGUUGGCGGCGGCGCCAUAUUGGAAGGGACGAGCGCCCGCUCUCGAGCAGCCCCUGGGCGCGGGCCCGGCCGCCGCCAUGCUGUACCUGGAGGACUAUCUGGAGAUGAUCGAGCAGCUUCCCAUGGAUCUGCGCGACAGGUUCACCGAGAUGCGCGAGAUGGACCUGCAGAUGCAAUGGAUCAGCUUGAGCAGAGGGUAAAUGAAUUUUUUAUGAAUGCAAAGAAAAACAAACCUGAAUGGAGAGAAGAACAAAUGACAUCAAUCAAAAAAGAUUAUUAUAAAGCAUUGGAAGAUGCAGAUGAAAAGGUGCAACUGGCUAAUCAAAUAUAUGAUCUGGUAGACCGUCAUUUGAGAAAACUGGACCAGGAACUCGCUAAAUUUAAAAUGGAACUUGAAGCAGAUAAUGCUGGAAUUACAGAAAUAUUAGAGAGACGGUCUCUGGAGCUGGAUACACCAGCACAGCCUGUGAAUAACCAUCACUCCCAUUCUCACACUCCAGUAGAGAAAAGGAAACACAAUCCAUCUCACCAUAGUACAACAGAUCAUGUUCCUGAAAAGAAGUUUAAAUCUGAAGCUCUUCUAUCUACCCUGACAUCAGAUGCUUCUAAAGAAAACACACCAGGGUGUCGAAACAGUAAUUCAUCAUCCUCUUCCAACAAUGCAUACAAUACAAACUCUUCUCAACCAUUGGCAUCAUAUAACCUGGGCUCAUUAUCUUCAGGAUCCGGGGCCGGUGCUAUUACCAUGGCAGCAGCUCAAGCAGUGCAAGCCACAGCACAGAUGAAGGAGGGAAGACGAACAUCCAGUCUAAAAGCCAGCUAUGAAGCAUUUAAGAACAAUGAUUUUCAGCUUGGAAGAGAAUUUUCAUUGUCCAGAGAUUCAGCUGGAUAUUCAUCAUCAGCUCUGGCAUCUACAUUAACUCAGACGUUAAGUUCAUCAACCACAGAUUCACGAAGUGGCAGGAAAAGCAAAAACAACAACAAAUCCUCAAGUCAGCAGUCCUCAUCAUCAUCAUCUUCUUCCUCUCUAUCAUCAUGUUCUUCUUCAUCUGCGCUGGCACAAGAACUGUCUCAGCAAACAGCAGUAAUACCAGAGUCUGAUUCUAAUAGCCAGGUUGAUUGGACCUAUGAUCCAAAUGAGCCACGUUAUUGUAUUUGUAAUCAGGUGUCCUAUGGUGAAAUGGUAGGCUGUGAUAACCAAGAUUGCCCUAUUGAGUGGUUCCACUAUGGAUGUGUUGGACUGACAGAAGCACCAAAAGGGAAAUGGUACUGUCCACAGUGUACAGCUGCAAUGAAGAGAAGAGGCAGUAGACAUAAAUAAGUUUGUUCAUCUGGAAAAGAAUGGCAUAGUAAAGGUUUUAUAAAGGACUUGGGAGGGGAGGGGCAACUCUCACCACACUUCCUUGCAACCACUGAAGAGUAACAUAGCAAUCAUAGAAUGGUAUGGUUGGAAAGGACUGUAAAGAUCUUGUAGUUCCAGCCCCCAGUCAUAAGAUCUUGAACUAUUGGUUUUGCUAAGUCGUGUUUUAAUAUUGUAGGUAAAUUAUUUAUGCACCUUGAUGUGCUACAAAUACUAUUCCAGUGAGCCUUGGAUUGUUCCAGUGGCCAGCAUAUGCAGAUAUUUGUACUAUCAAACCAUUUUCUCUAAGCAGUGGGCAUUCUACAAGUACUCAAUCUUCCAAAAAUUCCGAUAAGUCAAGAUUUUAAAUGUAUGUUUUAUAUACAACAGAUAUAUUCUGCUGCAUGUACUGUACUCAAGAGCUGUUAUGUAACACUAUGUAUAUUAAUAGUGCAAAAAGUCAGUGCUUCUGAAAGGAAAAAGAGACAGUGGUUUUUAAAAUGCCUUUAUAGCUUUGGUUCUUUAUGAAACUUAAUUCAGCAGGCUGAAGAAAAUGGUUCUUGUAUACAGCGGGCUGUUGUCCUUUAGGGUACUUGAGUAUGUAAAGACAAAAAAUGCUGUAGAAUACAACAAACUUGUGCCAUUAGUCUUUAUAUGUUUCUGCUCCAGAGAAGGCGGGGGCCAUAAGAAGAAAAAAAGGUGUUAAAGUGACAAUAAAUUUUUAUACCAAAUGUGUUUAUUUUUUUGUGCAAGUAAUCCUUUAAAUUUGAAUUGUAUUAGGUGUAAAAUAAAAGAAUCUCAACUCCUCAGA